AUGCUUGACCAAGUCAUGCUUGUGAAAUUUUUAUAAGAUGAAAUGGUGCUACCAAAGGAAUCUGCAUUUUUUGAAUCUGUGGAUCCUGAAACUGAUAAAGUGAUUCCACUUGUAGAAUCAGAAUUUUAUAUCUAAGAUUAUAUUGGUGUAAAGCAAUUGGAUUAACAAGGGAAAAUAAAAUUUAUAGAGAUUGAUGAUUCUCAUUUAAAAUGGACAGAUGAAAUAACAAAGAAUAUAUUUAUUCCUUUUUUAGUUUGA
Paramecium octaurelia is the source of this 258-nucleotide messenger RNA. NCBI's taxonomy places the organism in Eukaryota, Ciliophora, Oligohymenophorea, Peniculida, Parameciidae. The record is from the annotation of a GenBank genome assembly.